GAAAACAGGAGAUAUUUUUGAGCAGAUAGGGUUCCUCUCUUUCAUUCUCUCUCCAACAUGGCUGCUUUCUAUCUCUACACGUUCAACCUCAUUCCUCACUCUCACUCUUCUUCUGCUUCAUCAAACCCUGAUUCACUCUCGAAUCUCAAUUCCAUCAGUGCAAAAAUCGAUAAACGAAGAAGCAGUUGCAGAACCAGUGGGUUCACUGUGCUGUCUACGCACUCUAAUCCUAGAAUUCUCAAGUCCAAUCGCAGGUCACGCUAUGGACAAGUGCUCUCGCCUUACGAUACUGAUGACAAUGCGGGGGAUGAGGAUGGAGAUUGGUUCUUCGAUGAUGAAGAUUCUGAGACAGAAGAGUUUGAUGCUGAUCGGAAAAAAUUUAAGUCACAGAAGGGGAAUGAUACAAGACAAGGUAGCCGGAGACGACUAGAAGAAGACCAGAGCAUUAGAUCAUUAAAAUCUGAAGGAAGUUUUAAUAUUUCCAAAGGAGAAUUGGAUGUCAAAAAUGGGAAAAACACCAUUGGGAGUUCUUAUCAUACUUUCAACAAAUCAGAAGAUUAUGAUUCAUCAGAAAUGCAUGGGAUAGGAAAGCUGAAGCCCAGGAAAUCUACAGAGAACAAAUACUGUCGGUUAUCAGAAGAAAUAGAUUUAGAUGAGAAAUGGUUUCCACUUCUUGAUUACCUGAGCACUUUUGGACUUAAGGAAUCACAUUUUAUCCAAAUGUAUGAGAGGCACAUGCCUUCCCUUCAGAUUAAUGCAUGUUCUGCACAGGAAAGGUUGGAGUACUUGUCAAGUGUUGGUGUCAAACACAGAGACAUCAAAAGAAUUAUUUUGAGGCAGCCACAAAUUCUAGAGUAUACAGUGGAGAACAAUCUGAAGUCCCAUGUUGCUUUUUUGGUGGGUUUGGGUAUUCCAGAUUCUAGAAUAGGGCAUGUAAUUGCUGCUGCUCCAUCUUUGUUUUCUUAUAGUGUGGAGAAUUCAUUGAAACCCACAGUGAGGUACUUGAUCGAAGAGGUUGGUAUUAAGAAAAAUGAUUUAGGGAAAGUUGUGCAGUUAAGCCCUCAAAUACUGGUUCAGAGGAUUGACAAUUCAUGGAACACCCGCUAUAGUUUUCUCUCAAGAGAAUUGGGAGCUCCCAGAGAUAGUAUAGUGAAAAUGGUUACUAAACAUCCCCAGCUUCUUCAUUACAGCAUUGAGGAUGGAUUUCUGCCUAGGAUAAAUUUCCUGAGAAGUAUUGGAAUGCGUAAUUCUGACAUCUUGAAAGUUUUAACAAAUCUUACACAGGUACUAUCUCUAUCACUGGAGGAUAAUCUAAAGCCUAAGUACAUGUACUUGGUCAAUGAACUUCGAAAUGAGGUUCAUUCCUUGACCAAAUAUCCUAUGUAUUUAAGCUUGUCUUUGGACCAGAGAAUUCGUCCUCGCCAUAGGUUCUUGGUUUCCCUAAAGAAAGCCCCAAAGGGGCCAUUUCCUCUGAGUUCAUUUGUUCCAACUGAUGAAUGCUUUUGUCAGCAGUGGGCUGGGACUAGUCUUGAUAGUUAUUUGGCCUUUCGACAGAGAUUACUACUCAAAGAUUUUGCAAAGAAGUAUGAGAAGCGAAGAUAACAGAUCUAUUUCAACUUUGUCAUAAGUUUACUAGCAUGAUCAUUGGAAGAGCGAGUGAUCUUCCUGAAACUUCAACAACUGAUAUAGUUAUUUUUGGGAUACUUCUUGGAAGAUUUCUGAGUGAAGCUCAGAUUUCCAAUGACUAUGAGCCCUGUGCCACUAUAUGUGCAGAAACCAUGCCACUGUCAUAUAUAAGCUCUGUCAAGUCAAUAUAACAAUUACAUACGCAAUCUAAGGCGUGUAGAAGGGCUUUGUUAACUUCCGUUGAUUGACAAUAUCAAAUGACACCAGUGCCCAAUCCUCUAUUUUAAGGUUUUCAUCCUAACAGCAGCAGAUCCUCGUGGGAACAGCGUUGAGGUUGCAAUUUGUACUUACUGUCUUUCACAGCAGAAGGGAACUCCGGUCUUUUUCUUUUUUUUUUCUCCCUUUCUGUCCUUGAGACAUUUUUUGUACCACUCUUCUCCUUUUCACAUCUUAGCGGAUUUUGUCAUCUUACUGCAUCAAGAAUUGCCACCAAGUGGAUUUUGAACUUUGCAGAGUACUGUUGAUUUUAUUUCCCCCGUCAUGCAUUCAAAGUUAUGUUCUAAGCUCUUCCAUUUCCUGUUUUACUCUGCUUUUGUCUUCUGGCUGCUAGCCAUGGUGUAAUCUCCUCUGAACCAGUGAUUGAUGUUCAUCCAAUGAAUUGAACGAAAUGAUUCAGCAAUUCACUCCUUAAAAA
This is a messenger RNA of Vitis riparia (riverbank grape), 2320 nucleotides long. Its product is annotated as transcription termination factor MTERF9, chloroplastic. Gene Ontology annotation, biological process: regulation of DNA-templated transcription. The record is from RefSeq and is a predicted model, not a curated record. Gene Ontology annotation, molecular function: double-stranded DNA binding. The transcript has 7 exons. Bases 58 to 1602 code for a protein of 514 amino acids. Lineage: Eukaryota; Viridiplantae; Streptophyta; Magnoliopsida; Vitales; Vitaceae.